GACGACAACAACGAAAAAUUCCUUCUAAUUGUGUAAAAAAUUAUCUGUUAAUUUUCAUCGUUUUUACUGAAAUCAUGUCGGUGACAAGGGUAGCUGUUGUGACUGGGUCCAACAAAGGGGUUGGAUUUGGAAUUGUUGACACUUUGUGCAAGAACCUUGGAAAGGAUUGUGCUGUUUACCUUACAGCUCGUAGUGUUGCCCUGGGUGAGGAAGCUGUGAAGCAACUUGAAGCUCAGGGCUAUCACCCAAAGUUCCACCAACUUGAUAUCUGCUCUGUGGAAAGUAUCAAUAAAUUGGCCAGCUACCUGAAGGAGAAGUAUGGUGGUCUUGAUAUCCUGGUCAAUAAUGCUGGAAUUGCUUAUAAGAAUGCCUCCACUGCACCCGUUUCAGAGCAAGCUGAGGUCACCGUUAGGACUAACUUUACUGGAACCUUGGAUACGUGCAAGGCGCUCUUUCCUUUGCUCCGUCCACAUGCAAGAGUUGUCCACGUUUCUAGUUUAUCAUCGAUGGUUGCCCUGAAAAACUGUUCCGAUGAGUUGCGAAAAAAAUUCACAUCACCGAUGACCAUGGAUGAACUUGUGGCCAAAAUGAGCAGCUUUGUUCAGGCAGCAAAGGAUGGUCAGGUCGCUGAGAGAGGUUGGCCUUCAUCAAAUUAUGGCACAUCUAAACUGGGUGUGACUGUCAUGGGUAGGAUACAGCAGAGGGACUUUGACAAUGAUCCCAGGGAAGACAUCAUUGUAAAUACUUGUUGUCCAGGUUACGUUAUGACUGACAUGAGCAGUGAUAAAGGAACAAAGACUAUCCAAGAAGGUGCAGAAAUUCCUGUCUAUCUUGCUUUGCUGCCGCCAAAUGAUGUGAAAAACCCACGAGGAGAGUUCAUUGAAAACAUGACGAUUACAGAAUGGAAGUAGAUUACAAUCUGUGCCCAGACCUGUGACAACAUAAUCAGCGUUUGGUCCUUUAAAAAGAAGAGUCUUGAGUCCAACCUUUACUGUCACUCCUCACUGAAAUAUUUAUGUUCCAAAGUUUCUCAGUAUUGACUGCAAUGAUCAUCUCUGCCUAAUGCUCUAAAGCUUCCGACAUUUUUAUCGCAGCAACCUCCUACUGCAAUGAGUGAUGACUGAUUGUUUGUCUGCAGGUGAUGGCUGGGUUUAAUGUCUUUUUAUAUGCUGUUGCAGCAGUGAUUUAUGCUGUAUGAGACACCUGCAAGAGAUCUGCCAAAUAUCAGAAUCGCAGAAUCUACAGAAGGUUUAUAUUCAUGUAGUGUAUUUUAGGUAACAUGGGGAUUUACUCAAUAUAUUUACAAUACAAUAAUAAGUACAUGUACAUGUAUGUUCAUUUAAAAUCUGUACAUUUGCGUGUCAUGUGUUAAUGAAUGAAUCUUUGGAAUGCCAACUAUGCAUGUGUUAACACAAAUUGCAUACAAAUUGCAUUUUGUACUGUACUAGACGAAUAAAUUAUUUGAGGUAUUUCCA
Molecule: messenger RNA, 1475 nt
Organism: Lineus longissimus
Lineage: Eukaryota; Metazoa; Nemertea; Pilidiophora; Heteronemertea; Lineidae
Product: carbonyl reductase [NADPH] 1-like
Exons: 8
Coding region: 75-911 (278 amino acids)
Molecular function (GO): carbonyl reductase (NADPH) activity
Source: RefSeq, a predicted model, not a curated record